CGGCCGAGGACGGCGCCUGCGCGGUGGGCGUGAUCCGGGCACUUAGGGCAGGAUGAACGCUGCUUUCCAAGAUGGCGACGGAGGGAGGAGGGAAGGAGAUGAACGAAAUUAAGACCCAAUUCACCACCCGGGAAGGUCUGUACAAGCUGCUGCCGCACUCGGAGUACAGCCGGCCCAACCGGGUGCCCUUCAACUCGCAGGGAUCCAACCCUGUCCGCGUCUCCUUCGUAAACCUCAACGACCAGUCUGGCAACGGCGACCGCCUCUGCUUCAAUGUGGGCCGGGAGCUCUACUUCUAUAUCUACAAGGGGGUCCGCAAGGCUGCUGACUUGAGUAAACCAAUAGAUAAAAGGAUAUACAAAGGAACACAGCCUACCUGUCAUGACUUCAACCACCUAACAGCCACAGCAGAAAGUGUCUCUCUCCUAGUGGGCUUUUCCGCAGGCCAAGUCCAGCUCAUAGACCCCAUCAAAAAAGAAACUAGCAAGCUGUUUAAUGAGGAAAGACUAAUAGACAAGUCACGCGUAACCUGUGUCAAAUGGGUUCCUGGUUCGGAAAGCCUUUUCCUAGUAGCCCAUUCAAGUGGGAACAUGUACUUAUAUAAUGUGGAGCACACUUGUGGCACCACAGCCCCCCACUACCAGCUUCUGAAGCAGGGAGAGAGCUUUGCCGUGCACACUUGCAAGAGCAAAUCCACGAGGAACCCUCUCCUUAAGUGGACGGUGGGCGAGGGGGCCCUCAACGAGUUUGCUUUCUCCCCAGAUGGCAAGUUCUUAGCAUGUGUGAGCCAGGACGGGUUUCUGCGUGUGUUCAACUUUGACUCAGUGGAGCUGCACGGUACAAUGAAAAGCUACUUUGGGGGUUUGCUUUGUGUGUGCUGGAGCCCAGAUGGCAAGUACAUUGUGACAGGUGGAGAGGACGACUUGGUGACAGUCUGGUCCUUUCUAGACUGCCGAGUAAUAGCUAGAGGCCAUGGGCACAAAUCCUGGGUCAGUGUUGUAGCAUUUGAUCCCUAUACUACUAGCGUAGAAGAAAGUGACCCUAUGGAGUUUAGUGGCAGUGACGAGGACUUCCAGGACCUUCUUCAUUUUGGCAGAGAUCGAGCGAACAGUACACAGUCUAGGCUGUCCAAACGGAACUCUACAGACAGCCGCCCUGUAAGUGUUACCUAUCGGUUUGGUUCAGUGGGUCAGGAUACACAACUGUGUUUAUGGGACCUUACAGAAGACAUCCUUUUCCCUCACCAACCCCUCUCAAGAGCAAGGACACAUACAAAUGUCAUGAAUGCCACCAGUCCACCUGCUGGAAGCAAUGGGAACAGUGUCACUACACCUGGAAACUCUGUGCCCCCUCCAUUGCCACGGUCCAAUAGCCUUCCACAUUCAGCAGUCUCCAAUGCUGGUAGCAAAAGCAGCGUCAUGGACGGGGCCAUUGCCUCUGGGGUCAGCAAGUUUGCAACUCUGUCGCUGCACGACCGGAAGGAGAGACACCAUGAAAAAGACCAUAAACGAAAUCAUAGUAUGGGACACAUUUCCAGCAAGAGCAGUGACAAACUGAAUCUAGUUACUAAAGCCAAAACGGACCCAGCUAAAACUCUGGGAACAUCCCUGUGUCCUCGGAUGGAAGAUGUUCCUUUGUUAGAGCCGCUGAUCUGUAAAAAGAUAGCUCAUGAAAGACUGACUGUAUUGGUUUUUCUUGAAGACUGUAUAGUCACUGCUUGUCAGGAGGGAUUUAUUUGCACAUGGGCAAGGCCUGGUAAAGUGCCGGCAGAGCAGUUCUGCAGGCAGGAGGACAGAGUGCAAGGUGUUCUCCAAGACCAGAACUAAAGGGCUUGUUGUCAUCCCCAAACCAGGCCAGUUCUCCAGGUGGGACUGUAGUGUAGCAGCUGCACUGCUGCUCCCAGGCUCCCCCGGACACGUGUGGACUGAGGGAGUGACAGACGACAACGGAGCCAUGAGCUGCGCUGGAGCCACAUGCAGGCGGCAGGCAGCGGCAGCCUGUAGGGCUGUGUGGAGCUGCUAACCCAAAGAGUUGCUUCCAUUUUUAAUCAGUCUGUUGGGGCUGCAGUAAAAAAUGAGAAAUGGAGUUUUCUUGCUUUUUACUCUAAAAUUCAAUGUAAUUAAAUCCCAUAUAUAAUAUAUAUACAUAUAUACAUAGUGUAAAGUAAAAUGUUUCUUGGACAAGAAACCUUAAAUUCAACUGUUAUGAAUAGCACUUGGCUCUGGUUUUGCACUGAUCUAUUUUCUACUUUAGGUAGUCACUAGGCAGCCUGGGAUGCACUCAUGAAGACAGUUGUCACCUUCUGACUUAAAUACAUAAUUCAGAAAGACAGAUGCUGCAAUCAUAGAUUAAAAAAACUGUUUGCACUUAAAAUAGUUUAAUGCUAAUAGAAAAUGACUUUGAAUAUGGGGGUAGUGGACUCCCGGCUUCCACCACAUGGAGUGAAGAUGCCCUUUUUAUCUGUUAACGUUUAUUUUAUUACUGUUGUUUCCAAUGCAAUCAAGCCUGUACUAUAUAUGUAAAUAAUGUAAUUCUGAAAUGGGGGAGUUACUUCACUAGUAAUUUUCAUCAUUUAAGAGUGAUAUUUCUAAUUCACAAAAACAUUAAUAUUAAAAUUAUCUUGAAUAUACUAUUUGUUUACCCUUUUUUAA
This is a messenger RNA of Alexandromys fortis (reed vole), 2651 nucleotides long. RefSeq names its product WD repeat domain 20 (gene Wdr20). The coding region runs from base 72 to 1826 and encodes 584 amino acids. NCBI's taxonomy places the organism in Eukaryota, Metazoa, Chordata, Mammalia, Rodentia, Cricetidae. The transcript is spliced from 5 exons. The record is from RefSeq and is a predicted model, not a curated record. Gene Ontology annotation, molecular function: protein binding.